This is a messenger RNA of Lachnellula hyalina, 570 nucleotides long. RefSeq lists its product as uncharacterized. NCBI's taxonomy places the organism in Eukaryota, Fungi, Ascomycota, Leotiomycetes, Helotiales, Lachnaceae. The transcript has 2 exons. The coding region runs from base 1 to 570 and encodes 189 amino acids. The record is from RefSeq and is a predicted model, not a curated record.
AUGCCUGUACCACAAUACGGAGCGCUCGGCCAUCUCUUCACGGCCGCUCGUGCCGUGCAGAUGGUCUGCCUCAUCGCCAUCAUUGGAAUGGCCAGUAAUUUCAUCGCCGAAAUUGUAGCUGUCCAGCAAGCACCGCACUCUGUCCUCAUCGGAACCCUCACAGUCACCUGCAUCGCAGCCCUUUACAUAAUCAUAAACUACAUCCUCUACUUCGAUAAUCAACUUUCCUUCCUUCUCUCCACGGGCGUCGACUCCCUCCUCAUGAUCGCUCUCAUCGUCAUCGCGGUCAAGACCGGCAUGCCUAUUUCCUACCUCCACUGCAACCAACUCUCAUCCACCGGGUCCACCUCCGAUUUCGUAGAAUCUGUCAAGGACAAUAUGAAGGCUACCAAUUACUGGGUCUGGAUUGGCGCUUCCAAGGCGAGCUGCUACGAGAUGAAGUCUAUCUGGGGCCUCUCUAUCGGGCUCUGUAUCCUGUUCUUCGUGACAGCCGUUGCGUCUGUCUGCAUGUGGAGACGUCAAAAGACAGGCGGUGCACCAGCAGCGCCGUAUAAGGAUAUUGAGGGCUAG